AUGAAGGAACUUAGCCUGCGAAAGGCCCGUAUCGCAAAGGUAUACAUUGCUGUAUUCGUCUGCAUGACCACCAAAGCGGUGCACUUGGAAUCAGUGUCAGCCCUUUCGACCGAAGCCUUCCGAUUAACGUUAGACAGAUUCGUGGCUCGUCGUGGUCUGCCGUCGUCGAUUUAUUCAGAUUGUGGUACCAAUUUUGUCGGUGCAGCGAGGCAGCUGCGUCUAUUAGUCAAUCACCCGGAUAAUAGGGAUCAGUUAUCCGGACAUAUUGCUUGCGAAUGGCAUUUUAAUCCUCCUGGUGCUCCCCAUUUUGGAGGAAUUUGGGAAGCUGCCGUGAAAUCGGCUAAGUCACUGCUACUUCGAGCCAUGAAUUCCCAAGUUUGGACGUUAGAGGAGUUCACAACGGUGUUGUGUCGGGUAGAGGCUGCCUUGAACUCGCGUCCUUUAGCACCAGCAUCAUCUGAUCCAAAUGACUUGGAGUGCUUAACACCCGGUCAUUUUUUGGUUGGUCGUCCUCUGAUUUCGAUACCAGAACCUUUGAGUACUAGUGCACAAACAGGACUGCAGACUCGCUGGAAGCUCCUCCAGCAGUCUUUCCGGUUCUUUUGGCGACGUUGGUCGCAGGAAUAUCUGAACACUCUCCAAGCUCGUGGAAAGUGGACCAAAGAUAGCAACAACGUCGAAGUUGGUAAUAUGGUGGUAGUAAAGGUUAGCGAUACCCCCCCUCUUACCUGGCCUUUAGGUAGAGUGAUCGAGGUGUAUCCGGGCACAGAUAAGAUAGUGCGGGUGGCCAAGGUUAGAACCAACCAGGGGGUGUUCACUAGACCAGUUGUGAAUUGUUGCCCCGUUGUUAAAUCCCGAUCACUGCUCUGGUCUGCUCAACUGCUCCGUUCAUCUGCUCAACUGCUCCGUUCAACUGCUCAACUGCUCCGUUCAACUGCUCAACUGUUCCGUUCAACUGCUCAACUGCUCCGUUCAUCUGCUCAACUGCUCCGUUCAACUGCUCAACUGCUCCGUUCAAUGCUCCUUGCUCCAACAACAUCCAGACUAGAUCGAACUUCUUAUUCCAAGUUAGCUGGAACUUGCAAGGGGGAGUAUGUUCGAUCCCUGUGA
Molecule: messenger RNA, 1110 nt
Organism: Acyrthosiphon pisum (pea aphid)
Lineage: Eukaryota; Metazoa; Arthropoda; Insecta; Hemiptera; Aphididae
Exons: 2
Coding region: 1-1110 (369 amino acids)
Biological process (GO): DNA integration
Molecular function (GO): nucleic acid binding
Source: RefSeq, a predicted model, not a curated record